AUGGCUGAGACUCCUAUGCCUAUCCUCUACAAAAUAAAUUUCACAAAGCUUCCUCAGUGGGAUUUUGAUGAUGUUUAUAACCAGGAUGCACCACCUAGACCGACAGCAUGUGCCCAGUCUCUGCGAAACUCUAACGAUGAAAACUUUAAGAAGGCUUUUCUUCCAAACAUACGUUUGUUUCUGCACAAGGACAACAUCAACAUGAGCGAGUGGAAUCGGCUUUCACAUUUUAAUAAUCCUUUUGGUUUUAUGGAGUUCAGGUACAACGAUGUGAUGAAGUCAGUAAAGUUGAUUCCAAAGCCAAAAGAGCCGUUCCUCCUCCCAAAAUCCGGUGGUGAUGGUUGUGUGCACUGUGCAGUGGUUGGUACUGCAGGAAUCUUGAACAACUCCAGAAUGGGUGUAGAGAUUGAUGCGCAUGAUUAUGUUUUUCGGAUGAAUGGUGCCAUCACCAAGGGCUUUGAAGAAGAUGUAGGAAACAAAACAUCGGUGUAUGUCCACACAGCCCACUCCAUCACUUCAUCUCUUUACAUCCUUAAAAAACACGGAUACAAAGCUGCUCCUCAUGAUGAGGGUAUAAAAUAUGUGUUCAUUCCUGAGGGGAUGAGGGAUUACCAAUGGCUUGAGGGCCUUCUCAAAGGAGAAAAGGUCUCUGCUGGUCCAUACCGGAACAGACUGCCAAGGACCUACUAUUCAGGGCAGUACAAUGAGAGUCGCUUCUACGCUCUACACCAGGAGUUCCUCCGAUAUGUGAAGAACAGGUUCCUAAAGUCACCUAAACUGAAUAGAAAAUCCUGGGCAAUGGUCAGACCAACCAAUGGAGCAUUCACUCUCUUCCUUGCUUUGCAUACUUGUGACACAGUGGAUGCAUAUGGAUUCAUGACUGAUGACUACAUGAAAUACUCCAACUACUAUAUUCAGAAGUACAUUAAAACUAAAGUAAUUUUCUAUGGCAACCAUGACUACAAUUUGGAGAAGAAUACAUGGAAAGACCUUCACAACAGAAAAGUAAUAAAGCUGUAUCAAAGAAUGGAGCCAGAAUCAGGGACUUAA
This is a messenger RNA of Pelmatolapia mariae (spotted tilapia), 1050 nucleotides long. RefSeq names its product alpha-N-acetylgalactosaminide alpha-2,6-sialyltransferase 1-like. The transcript has 8 exons. Gene Ontology annotation, molecular function: alpha-N-acetylgalactosaminide alpha-2,6-sialyltransferase activity. The record is from RefSeq and is a predicted model, not a curated record. NCBI's taxonomy places the organism in Eukaryota, Metazoa, Chordata, Actinopteri, Cichliformes, Cichlidae. The coding region runs from base 1 to 1050 and encodes 349 amino acids. Gene Ontology annotation, biological process: oligosaccharide biosynthetic process.